UUAUUCGAUAACAUAUCUUCGAUGGUAAACAAACGCUAAGCAACACAGCUAUCGAAUAAACGCAAAGUUAAGUGAAAAAUUUUGUGAAAACGAAAAAGAAAAGAAAAUUAAGUGAGAGGAUGGCCUCGCUGGAACCAACGCAAAAUAAAACGUGGGAUCUAUCCCUGUACGAGCUGCAGCGCAAGCCUCAAGAAAUAAUCACAGAUAGCACAGAAAUAGCCGUCUCACCGCGCAGCUUGCACAGCGAAUUAAUGUGUCCCAUUUGCCUGGACAUGCUAAAGAAGACGAUGACCACCAAAGAGUGCUUGCAUCGGUUCUGCUCGGAUUGCAUUGUGACUGCAUUGCGUUCCGGCAACAAGGAGUGCCCCACUUGUCGCAAAAAACUUGUGUCCAAGCGUUCGCUCCGUGCCGAUCCGAACUUUGACUUACUCAUAUCGAAAAUAUAUCCUAGUCGCGAGGAAUACGAAGCUUCGCAAGAAAAAAUUAUGGCCAAAUUCAACCCAACACAAUCGCAAAAGGCGCUCGUCAACUCCAUCAAUGAGGGCAUCAAGCUGCAAUCGCAGAAUCGCCCGCAACGCUUCCGCACCAACAAGGGAGGCGGCGGGGGUGGUGCUGCUGCCAAUAAUAAUGGAGGUGCGAUCGCUGGAAAUGCUAAUCGUGCUGUCAAUACGCACGAUACUGCGUCCAAUGACAGCAACAGCAAUACGAAUGGCAAUGACCGUGAGUCACGGGACGCAGCUGGAGCAACUGGAGCUGCUGCACCUGCUGCUCCAGCCGCAGCAGCAACUACAACACCCGUCAGCACCAGCAGCAGCAGUAGCAACAACACAACCACUAACACCACCACCACACAGGUUGCGACAACGGCGGGUACAUCAGGCGCCAGCACUUCAUCGAAUCGCAUGCAAGUGGAUGAUGCAUCAAAUCCGCCUUCGGUGCGCAGCACGCCAUCUCCGGUUCCAUCAAAUUCGAGCAGUACGAAGCCGAAACGUGCUAUGUCUGUCAUGACAUCGGAGCGUUCGGAGGAAUCAGAAUCGGACUCACAAAUGGAUUGCCGAACAGAGGGCGAUUCGAAUAUCGAUACCGAAGGCGAGGGCAACGGCGAACUGGGCAUCAAUGAUGAAAUCGAACUAGUCUUCAAGCCACAUCCCACAGAAAUGUCCGCCGAUAAUCAGCUAAUCCGUGCGCUCAAAGACAACUGCAUACGGUACAUCAAGACGACAGCGAACGCCACUGUCGAUCAUCUCAGCAAGUAUCUUGCAAUACGUCUGACACUCGACCUGGGCGCCGAUCUGCCAGAAGCUUGUCGUCUGCUCAACUUUUGCAUCUAUGUGGCACCACAACCGCAGCAGUUGGUCAUCUUGAAUGGCAACCAGACGCUGCAUCAGGUCAAUGACAAAUUCUGGAAGGUUAACAAACCCAUGGAAAUGUAUUACUCGUGGAAGAAGACCUAAAGCGUUACCUUGCCUAGUUCAAAGCAUUUUAGUUAUUAAGCAUU
Messenger RNA from Drosophila hydei, 1498 nucleotides. RefSeq names its product E3 ubiquitin-protein ligase RING1 (gene Sce). Gene Ontology annotation, molecular function: chromatin binding; ubiquitin protein ligase activity. The transcript has 2 exons. The record is from RefSeq and is a predicted model, not a curated record. NCBI's taxonomy places the organism in Eukaryota, Metazoa, Arthropoda, Insecta, Diptera, Drosophilidae. Gene Ontology annotation, cellular component: PcG protein complex; ubiquitin ligase complex. The coding region runs from base 120 to 1454 and encodes 444 amino acids.